Molecule: messenger RNA, 1579 nt
Organism: Papilio xuthus (Asian swallowtail)
Lineage: Eukaryota; Metazoa; Arthropoda; Insecta; Lepidoptera; Papilionidae
Gene: tup
Product: LIM1_Isl and LIM2_Isl domain-containing protein tup
Exons: 9
Coding region: 300-1490 (396 amino acids)
Biological process (GO): axonogenesis; positive regulation of transcription by RNA polymerase II; neuron fate specification
Molecular function (GO): DNA binding; DNA-binding transcription factor activity, RNA polymerase II-specific
Source: RefSeq, a predicted model, not a curated record
CGCGGUAGGACGCCUGUUCGAACUUUUAUGCUACAGAGAAAAAAAAUGUCGAAGUGCCUACGGACCGAAAGUGUAUCGCUUUAAAAGUGUUACUGUGGUAUUAACAUUUUAACAAAUUAAUUUUCUAUAGAUAAAAUCGUGAUUUGUGUGUCAAUCAUCAGUGAUAGUCAGUAUCAUCUUUCGUGAUAAUAGCUCAUCACUGUAUCAUCGUGAUAGAAACUUGGUCGUCAGUACACUUGAUAGGAACUAAUAGGUCGGGUUAUUACAAGUGAUAGGAACUGUCAGGGUUAUCAUCAGUUAUGGUGAUGGCCAGCGGCGGCGGUGGCGGGCUGGUGCAGUCCCCACCGGACAUGCUCCAUCACCACAACAUCAUGGACACAUCGUCCCACGUCGAAAUGAUGCCCAAGAAACUCCGUCUCUCUCUAUGCGUGGGUUGCGGCGGUCAGAUUCACGACCAGUACAUCUUACGCGUGGCUCCAGACCUGGAGUGGCACGCAGCCUGCCUCAAGUGCCAGGAAUGCAGGCAGUUCCUUGACGAAUCUUGCACCUGCUUCGUCAGAGAUGGAAAGACUUACUGCAAGCGAGAUUAUACAAGAUUAUUUGGUACAAAAUGUGAUAAAUGCGGAGCAUCCUUCAGCAAGAAUGACUUCGUAAUGAGAGCUAAAACGAAAAUAUACCACAUCGAUUGUUUCCGAUGCUGCGCUUGCGCACGACAACUAAUACCAGGAGAUGAAUUCGCGUUGCGAGAAGGUGGUGCGUUAUACUGCAGGGAAGACCACGAUGUGUUAGAAAAGAGUGCAAACACAAGUAGCAGCAGUGGCGCCAACGCGGAGAGUAACAACAACACCACGCUAAGCAACAAUAAUUCACAUCACCCGCACGAGCUUGGCUCCAUGUCUGACUCCGGCAGCGAGUCAGGCUCGCACAAGAGCGGACGCGCCCGCACCUCAAACGCGGCCGACGGAAAGCCCACCAGAGUCCGGACUGUACUAAAUGAAAAGCAGUUGCAUACGCUCAGGACAUGCUACGCUGCUAAUCCACGACCAGACGCGCUGAUGAAGGAGCAGCUGGUCGAGAUGACGGGCCUCAGCCCGCGCGUCAUUAGGGUCUGGUUCCAAAACAAACGCUGCAAGGAUAAGAAGAAAACGUUGCAGCUUAAAAUGCAAAUGCAACAGGAGAAGGUGGAAGGCCGUAGGUUGGGAUACAUGUCACUGGGAGUACCAUUAGUGGCAGGCUCGCCGGUGCGCCACGAGGCGGGCCCGUUGCCGCUCGAAGUGACCGCCUACCAGCCGCCCUGGAAGGCGCUUUCUGACUUCGCGCUGCACGCCGACCUGGACCGCGCGCCGCACCACAGUGCCGCCUUCCAACAUCUCGUCAGUCAGAUGCAUGGCUACGAUGUACCGUCGCUGCCUCCCCCUCGCCCUCAGGGAGGAGAGGAUAACUACGUAACGUACCUGGAGAGCGACGACAGUCUCCCACCCUCGCCCUAGUGCCGUCUUACAUAAUCACCUCCAUACGAGAGGGACGGAUGAUGAUUCCGAACGAAAGCGCAACGAACUGUCAAUGUCAAGUUGUAAUA